Messenger RNA from Mastomys coucha (southern multimammate mouse), 1879 nucleotides. It is a transcript of the gene Hand1, whose product is annotated as heart and neural crest derivatives expressed 1. NCBI's taxonomy places the organism in Eukaryota, Metazoa, Chordata, Mammalia, Rodentia, Muridae. Gene Ontology annotation, molecular function: protein dimerization activity; DNA-binding transcription factor activity, RNA polymerase II-specific; RNA polymerase II transcription regulatory region sequence-specific DNA binding. The transcript has 2 exons. Gene Ontology annotation, biological process: heart development; regulation of transcription by RNA polymerase II. The record is from RefSeq and is a predicted model, not a curated record. The coding region runs from base 352 to 1002 and encodes 216 amino acids.
UGUGUGGAGCUUGCUGAGCAUAAAACUUGGGACCGCCACCCCCUUCCCUCCUCCUGCCAUUGGCUCCAGCUAGAGGUUGACAUCAAAGCCGGGGCCUUAUAUAAGCAGGAUCCCGGUGGCAAGUCCGCAGAAGGGUUAAACCCGGUUUUUGGAAAUCCGAACCCUUCUCUCUCCUUGCCUACAGAAACCUUCGAGAAGUCGGCAGGUCCCCCGUGCCUUCUCCAGCUUUGCUCAGGACUCCUCCAAAACCCAGCCAGUUCGCUGCCUCUGGAGCCCACGGUGACUCCCUUCUGUGGGGCGCAUGGGGCGGUGCUAAUUGGGCUGACAGCACAGGCCAGGAGCCUCUCCAACAUGAACCUCGUGGGCAGCUACGCACAUCAUCACCACCACCACCACUCACACCCGCCGCACCCCAUGCUCCACGAACCCUUCCUCUUUGGUGCGGCCUCGCGUUGCCACCAGGAGCGGCCUUACUUCCAGAGCUGGCUGCUGAGCCCGGCUGAUGCUGCCCCAGAUUUCCCUGCCGGCGGGCCACCACCCACCACCGCAGUAGCAGCGGCUGCCUAUGGUCCCGAUGCCAGGCCGAGUCAGAGCCCAGGUCGGCUGGAGGCUCUUGGAAGCCGCCUGCCCAAGCGAAAAGGCUCAGGACCCAAGAAGGAGCGGAGGCGCACCGAGAGCAUUAACAGCGCGUUCGCGGAGCUGCGUGAGUGCAUCCCCAACGUGCCCGCCGAUACCAAGCUCUCCAAAAUCAAGACUCUGCGCCUGGCCACCAGCUACAUCGCUUACUUGAUGGACGUGCUGGCCAAGGAUGCACAAGCAGGUGACCCCGAGGCCUUCAAGGCUGAACUCAAGAAGACGGAUGGCGGUCGCGAAAGCAAGCGGAAAAGGGAGUUGCCUCAGCAGCACGAAAGCUUUCCUCCUGCCUCGGGGCCUGGCGAGAAGAGGAUUAAAGGGCGCACCGGCUGGCCUCAGCAAGUCUGGGCGCUGGAGCUAAACCAGUGAGACCAGGCCGGCGCCCAGGACCCGGUCGAGGCUGGCCCACCUGGCUACCCGGAGAGGAGAGGGAAGGAGGCAGCGGCUACGGCGGAUCUCCGGGUGCCCGCGCGCGUCUCGCCCCAGCUCUGCGGAGCGCUGGAGGGUCGGCGGUUGCUACUACCCACUAGGCUCACACGUGCAAUGUCAUUUGAAUUUGUUAAUAACAUAAGAGAAAGAGAAAUUUAUAUAUAUGUUCACUUCCCGCCGAGGGCGGCUCAAGAAGGGACCGGAGAAGCCCAAGCCCCCAAAGACACACCCUUCCAACCCAUCUGGGUGGAACUCAACCCCAAAGGCCACGGUCGCGCCGCUCUCUGGCUCGCUCUCUUGUCCCUCUCUUGGCUCUGCGUCUGUACCCGGACGCAUUCUUCUCCAGUUAAAAUGCAAUAAGAGUAAUUGAUAGUUUCCAACCAGGAAAACUGACGCUGUCUGGGUUGGUCUCUUCUGAACAGCGGUGGUUUUCCUUCUUGUCGCUAAACUUCCUACCUAGAGGGAAGGCGUUGUUUCCUUCCGCAGCACCUCUGCUUUCCAAGGGAAAUGUUUCCCUUCCCUUCCUUCCCUUCCCUCCCCCUCUCCUCUCCCUUUCCCCUUCCCUGUCCUCUUACCCCCUCUUUCCCUUCCUUCUUUCUCCUUCAUUUCUUCCCUUUUCUUUCUAAAUAAAAGCGUCCCCAUUCGCUGCCGAAUUUGUAACGUAUUUAAACUACCUAUCGUACCUGUUGCUCUCAGGUAUACAUCUCCCUACCCCCCUGCCCUCUUUCUACCUCAAAUCAGUGUGACCACUCGCAGCCCCACCCUUUGCCAAAGCAGUAUCUAUAUGCUCUUGACUUAAUAAAAAGUUCUCAGAGAA